AGCGACGGUAGACCCCGCCCCAUUUUCCGCGCGCGCCGAUUGCAGUCGGCCGGAAUAGUGUUAUUUACUUUUCGAAACUUUAUAUUGUAAGAAUUUAAGUACAAUACCUAUAUCGCAACAAAAGUAGCAGACACAGUGAAAAAUACAUUUUGUUUGGCCGAAGUGAGAUGUCUUCUUAUCAUUCCCGCUCUCGUUGACUACGCAACUUCCGUAUCCCCGUUCGAAUACAGUAGUACCUUGUAAACAAACAAGUGUAAACAGCAUGGCCGUUCGAGUUUAGCACACUGAAUUGAGUUGAGCGAGUGCUGUUAAUGAUGGCGGGGGUCAUCCGGAGGCUCGACGAGACGGUUGUCAAUCGGAUAGCCGCGGGAGAGGUUAUUCAGCGCCCUGCCAACGCUGUUAAAGAAAUGAUUGAAAACUGUCUGGAUGCCAAGGCCACGAACAUCCAGGUGACGGUUAAAGACGGUGGAAUGAAGCUGCUGCAGAUUCAGGACAACGGCACCGGUAUUCGGAGAGAAGACAUGGAAAUAGUUUGCGAGCGUUUUACCACAAGCAAGCUGCAGACAUUUGAGGACCUCUCUGCCAUUGCAACUUAUGGCUUCAGAGGAGAGGCUCUGGCCAGUAUAAGCCAUGUCGCCCACGUAACCAUAACAACAAAGACAGUUGAUGCCAAAUGCGCCUACAGAGGCGCCUACAGUGAUGGUAAACUAAAAGGCCCUCCGAAACCCUGCGCUGGAAACCAGGGAACACAAAUACUGGCAGAGGAUCUCUUCUACAAUGUGUCUACCAGGAGGAAAGCUUUAAAAAACCCCAGCGAUGAGUACUCCAGGAUUGUCGAGGUGGUGAGCAGGUAUGCUAUACACAAUUCCGGGAAAAGCUUCUCUGUCAAGAAGCAAGGAGAGACGGUAGCAGAUGUGAGGACUUUGCCCAACGCAUCAGUGGUGGAUAACAUUCGAGGAGUUUUUGGCAAUGCGGUCAGCAGGGAGCUGAUCGAGGUUGGCUGCGAGGACCAGAAGCUGGCUUUCAAACUGAAGGGUUACAUCUCCAAUGCAAACUACUCAGUCAGGAAAUGUAUCAUGGUCCUCUUCAUCAACCACCGUCUGGUGGAGUCGAGUGCGCUGAAGAAAGCCGUGGAGACAGUUUAUGCCGCGUAUCUGCCCAAGAACACACACCCUUUCCUUUAUCUCAGUUUAGAGAUCGCCCCUCAGAAUGUAGACGUGAAUGUGCACCCCACCAAGCACGAGGUGCAUUUCCUGCACGAGGACAGCGUCAUUGAAAGCGUUCAGAAGCACAUUGAGGGCAAGCUGCUAGGCUCCAACUCUUCACGCACAUACUUCACUCAGACAUUGCUGCCCGGGCUGUCUGUGUGUGGUGCAGGUGAGAUCAAGUCAUCCAGCGGCACAUCCGAGUCUGGCGAGCGCGUCUACGCGCAUCAGAUGGUGAGGACUGACUGUCGUGCUCAGAAGCUGGAUGCCUUCCUCCAGCCAAAGGAGAAGCUGCUUCCCGAGCCAGAACCCGCUGGCCCGAGCGGCACCGAUUCCAAGUCCAAAGCUGUCGAGCCGGAUGAUCUGGACAUGCUGGACGCACUGGACCAGAUGGAGGUAGAGCUGCCGAAAAGUGAGAAGGAGAGCAGCGACCAAGUGCACGAUGUCCAAAGGAAGCGUCCCAGGAAAGAGCAGCAGGAGGAGGAGGAUACGGAAGAGGGGCAAGACGAGGACAAGACUGCCUCAGCCACCCCCAAGAGACGAGUCAUCAAACUAAACAGUGUAAAAGAGCUGAGAGCCGAGAUUAGCGACAACACACACAAAGGUUUGCAGGAGAUGCUGCAGAAUCACUCUUUUGUGGGCUGCGUCAACCCCCAGUGGACUCUGAUCCAGCAUCACACUAAACUCUACCUGCUCAACACCACAACGCUAAGCCAGGAGCUCUUCUACCAAAUCCUCAUCUAUGACUUUGGGAACUUUGGUGUACUGAGACUCUCUACACCGGCUCCCAUUUACGAGCUGGCCAUGUUGGCUCUGGACUCUGAGGAGAGUGGCUGGACUGAGGAGGAUGGACCCAAAGAAGGCUUGGCUGAGUACAUAGUGGACUUCCUGAAGAAGAAAGCCGAGAUGCUGGAGGACUAUUUCUCCAUGGAGAUAGAUCAGCAGGGAAAUUUAAGAGGAUUACCCUUGUUGAUUGACAACUACACGCCUGUCAUGGAAGGUCUGCCCAUGUUCAUCCUUCGCCUGGCAACAGAGGUGAACUGGGACAACGAAAAAGAAUGCUUCCGAGACUUCAGCAAAGAGUGCAGCGUGUUCUAUUCAAUAAGGAAGCAAUACAUCCUGGAGGUGGAGCCAGGAGAGGAGCAGGAUGCAGAGGUGAAAUCGUGGCGAUGGAACGUUGAGCACAUCCUAUGCAAGGCUUUCCGUUCACUCAUUAGUCCCCCCAGACACAUCAGUGAGGACGGCACGGUGCUGCAGAUCGCUAAUUUACCGGAUCUUUACAAAGUAUUUGAGAGGUGUUAGAUGACUCGGAAACAUCGUCUCAUGCUGCUCCUUUUUACUUGGUGUACGUUUUUGUAUGUUUUCAUUAAAUUCAAAUUCCUUCUGCGUACACCCUGGCUCAAGCAUCCUUCAAAGAAGAAGUAUGGAAUGCUUUUCGAGCGUUCAAUAUCCUUAAUAUCUUCUGUGGCAUAAUUUUGACAUGGCCGUUCAUGCUCAAAAACCUUUCAAUGUUAAUGAACUAAAUGAAUUCGGCAAGCAAGGGGGGUAUGAAAGAUUCAUUGCUGCUUAAUUUUGGUUGUUGCUGACGAGGGUGGUCCACCCAGUUAUAAGGUUUAAGGGCAAUGAGUUUUUCACACAGGACUAUGUACUUUGUAGAUUUGGAUCCACCCCCUUGAUAAUAACCUACAUUAAAAACUGCAUUUUGUGUUGUCUUUGACUAAUAUUUAAAUGUGUUUGAUGAAGAGAAACACUGUAGUGUGACUAAAACGUAAAAUAAAUAAAUCAGUAAGUAGCCAAAAACCUUUUUUUUUUUUUUCACACCACUGCGAACGCUCAAAUGGCUUUCCAUAAGGCAGAACCCAAGUUCUGAGCAAGCUCAAGUUAAACCAUAGCCUUUUUUUUCUGGUGCGUAAACGACACCUCAAAUACGUCACUCCACUUUUACCACAACAGCAUUCCAAGCCCCAACAGACAUAAGCAGAGUGGGUGGAACGUAUGCCUUCACUCCUGGUUUGUAAUGCCACUGUAAGUGUGGAAAAUCAUGGGCUGUUUCAAAGUUUCCACCAAAGGGGGGG
Messenger RNA from Hippocampus comes (tiger tail seahorse), 3280 nucleotides. RefSeq names its product mutL homolog 1, colon cancer, nonpolyposis type 2 (E. coli) (gene mlh1). The record is from RefSeq and is a predicted model, not a curated record. The coding region runs from base 312 to 2507 and encodes 731 amino acids. Gene Ontology annotation, biological process: mismatch repair. NCBI's taxonomy places the organism in Eukaryota, Metazoa, Chordata, Actinopteri, Syngnathiformes, Syngnathidae. The transcript is spliced from 19 exons. Gene Ontology annotation, cellular component: MutLalpha complex. Gene Ontology annotation, molecular function: ATP binding; mismatched DNA binding; ATP hydrolysis activity.